This is a messenger RNA of Prorocentrum cordatum, 3450 nucleotides long. The record is from the annotation of a GenBank genome assembly. NCBI's taxonomy places the organism in Eukaryota, Dinophyceae, Prorocentrales, Prorocentraceae.
AUGGGCAAGCACGGUAAGGCCAAGGCCCCAGCGGCCAAGGCGAAGCAGCCAGCGCGGCUGAUCGGGAAGCAGAAGCAGCCGCAGCAGUCGAGCAAGGCGCAGACGGAUGGAUCAGACCACCCGAACUUGCAAGCUCGUGUGAGGACGCGCGAUACGUGCCAUCAGGACACGCACGCGCUCGACCGCCACACGCCUGGUACUUACUUGUGGUGGCCGAAGAGUGAAAUCUGCAGCGCCACUGGCGUGGAGACGCCAAUGGGGACCGAGUGCGGGAACUGCUUGUACGUCCGCAAGAAGUACUACCCGAAAGGUACGACCGCUAAGGACGUCAUCGCAAAGAAGGCAGCGGAUAAGGAGGAGCAAGACAGACACGCGAGGUUGCGUGAAGGUCAUGCAUCUGGCAAGGACGAGUGCCAGCUGACCGAAGCAGCGAACGUCAAACAUUCCACAGUUGAGGGGCCGAGGUCUUUCGAGGACGCCUUCGUCGAGGGCGACUUCACGGAGCUCUUCGCGUUCGCCCGUGUCCCUUCCAUUCAGUGCGACUCGCGCGAGAGCCCCAUCAAGUACAUCAACGUGACGCUUGGCUUCGAGACUGGCGUUGACAAGACUGGCGAGUUCGGCGUCUUUGUGCCUGACAAGAAGCCUGGUACGUCCUGCAGGCACCGCGAUGGCGUCUCCAAGACUUCGGCCAUCGUGCGGAGGGAGGAUCACGACGACUUGGGCACCGCCGCUGAGCAGGGCCUGGCGAACGACUGGAACUUGAUGAACAAGGAGGGUUUCCACGAGGUCACGGGUGCCGACGGGGCCGCCGUGGAGGACGGCGCCACUGGCAUGGAUCUCCCGUCGACGAGAGUACCGCCAGACUCUUUCUCGGCCUCAGCUUCGAGCUGCUCGGCGCCUGCCCUCGCUCAGGCUUGCCCUCCCGACGAUGCCAUUUCCGUCGCGAGUGGGACGUCGCGCGGGAGCGGGCUUGGCAGCUUCGGCCACGCCGAAAGCGAGCCGCCCGUCUCUCCGAGGAGCUGCGCUACGCCGAUGCCGACGGCGACGGCGCCAAGGAAGCUCGAGGGCCAGGCCAACUGGUCGGUCAGCGUGCUGUGGAACAAGAAGUACUGGCAGCGCGACUACGAGAAUCUCCUCACGAGGUUGAGCGCCAAGGCGAGCAAGGUAUCGGCGUUGAUGCAUGACGACUCGGCAGAGGUUUCGGAGCAGUUAUAUCGGACUGGAGUUUGGUUGCAGGAGACGAAGAAUACAUUAGACACUCCCAAAGCAUCGCCAGAUACCGUCGUUGACGCAGUCAGCAAAGAUCUUCGGAACAUCACCGUCCAAGCUGACGAUCCCCUCAAGUCCAACAUGGCCUUCGCAGUAUGCUGCUCUCUCUUGUCGCAGUCAAGCCCGAAGUCCCACGUGAUGACAUUGAGGGCGAUGAAGUACAGCAGUGGCAGCGAGCACAUGUCGGUGGCGACGUUUGGCGACAUCACGCGCGAUGGCGACUUCCUUGCACAGUGCCAGCACAACUUGGUCCUAACUUUCGCAGACAAGGUCCUCAAGCGAGUAUCCAUGACUGAGUUUACGGCACUCAUGGCGGAGUGCGACCACAUCAUCGGCGAGUGCAGCAUCAACGACCUGAACGUCGACAGCUCGAGCAUCGACCCUGCUACUGGAUGGGUACCUCAACUCCUGGCUGACUUGAAUGCAAUGCGAUUCUUUGGCAAGGUGCUGUCCGUAGAUGCCAGCGAGAAGAUGCCUCGGGACUUGAGGGUCGAGGCCUUCAAGGUGCACGCAAACAAGGAGAAGCUGAGCAACAGAGUUCGGUGCAUGAUCAGGGUAGGGGCUGGCACUACCAACUGGGCUCGCGCAGCGUGGGAGAGAACGCCAUUCCAGGAGAUCGCAGGUACAUCGGAGGGGUCGGAGCUCGACUCAGACGUCAAGAAGAGCAUCGUUGAGCUUCGCGACAGCAUCAAUGAUCUUCUCUGCGGGGAGAACGUAUCCUACAUCGAGAAGCUCUUCGAGGUCCUGAUGGUGGGCGUCACGAGUGAAUCGCAUUCUCAACAUUUCGAUUGUUUCUCAAAGUACAUGGAUAGCUUGGACGACACCGAGGCCGAGAGCACCACGAGGACCGAGCUCAUUUCCCUGAAGGACGGUUUCUUGCAAGCGAUUGGCAGGGGGCUCGAGGACAUCUUGAACUACUACGACAACUUCGCGGACAAUCUCGAGACCAUCUAUGGCAUCCACUGUGGCGUGGGGGACACAAGCAAGAUGACAUCGGAUGCAGACUGCUUCAAGUUCCUCUCUGCCGCGGCAAGAACCAUCCUUACCUUCGAGAUCGGGGUUCAGGAGAGGGCGACGAUCCAGGAGGCGAAACGUCGGGCCGAUCUACUCGUCAGCGCGAACGCCGUGAAGAUGCGAAUGCCUGGGGUGGCCCUGGAGAACGUGAUCUGCUUGUGGAGCGACCUCUGGGUGCAGGAGGGUGCCGUUACGUGUGCGCCGAGGCUAGCCGACGAGGCCAGCAGUUUGUCAUCCGCCUUCGAGACGUUCAACGAGUUCGUGGCUACCAGCCCCAUCAGCACUCCAAUCAUGGGUAUGACCACCCAGUUGGCAUCGUCGGACGGCUGCUGCUCGGUGACGCCGAAGGUCCUGAAAACGUCUACCGAGCGGGCUGGUUGCUUGCCUCCAGGCGUUCAGCCCAUCGCCCAAGCCAUGCAGUCCUAUUUCUUGGUCAAGAGGGUCAUGGAGGCAAAGACGUCUGGCAAGGUCGUCGGUACCAUCCAGCUGACCAAUGCCUUGAAAUCCUACUCGCUGAUGGUGGAGCCGAUCUCUUCGAAAAACGAGCUGGCGGAGUGGAAGGAGCUCUUGAUCACGGAGUGGUCGUACACGUUCGAUCAGCUCGUCACGGAUCUUGGCACGGGCCUCCUGGAGGCGUUCCUGCAGAAGUACGGUGAGGGCGGAGAGAACAUCUGGUCCCCGCUCACGGCUUGGAGUUUCGAUUCCGACGGUGAGGGUUCCAAGAGAGUGUGGCUGAGCUCGGCCCAGAAGGAUCCGACGAGGGAGGCCGAGAUCAAGGGCGUGGCUUCGCUCGUGCAGAACUUGCCCAAUGCCGAGCGCAUCGUCACCGAGCUCAAAGGUUCCUUCGCGAGCCUCGUCUGGUUGCAGGCCGAUCAGGUCAAGAAGCUGGGCGAUCUCAUCGAGAGGAUGGGGUCCAUCAAGCAGACGGCCAAGGAUGGCGCCAUCCUCAUGGGCGCCAUCGUGCUGGCGAACUCGGCCCUCACAGGCGUUGCUAGAGACGCCACGCAGCGCUUCGUUUUCGAGCGCCUCGGAGUUCAGAAGACUCUGAUGCCCAAGAAGCUGCUGGACGCGCUUGGCGCCGAGCCGCCUCCAGAGCAGACUUUCAAGGAGGAGGCGGCUCUGGAAAGGCGCCAGCAGCAGCAGCAGCAGCAGCAGCUCCCUCUUUAG